AUGCUCCCCUCCCAUCGCUCCCAAUGCGUCAGCCGGCCUCAGCAUCCGCUCAGCGAGCGACCCGACGAAGCCUCCUCAAACGAAGCCUCCCCCGACGAAGCCUCUCCUAGCGAAGCCUCCCCUAUCGAAGCCUCCCCCGACGAAGCCUCUGCUAGCGAAGCCUCCCCUAUCGAAGCCUCGCCUACCGAAGCCUCGCCUUCCGAAGCCUCCCCUAACGAAGCCUCCCCUAACGAAGCCUCCCCUAACGAAGCCUCCCCUAACGAAGCCUCCCCUGCCGAGGCGAGUCUCGACAAACGCCGUGCUCUCAAACUCUCUCGACUCGACGAAAGUCGACUUCACUCCUUCCAUCGUCGGAUUUUUCUUCUUCUCUUCUCCUCCAGCGGAGCCUCGGGAUCCGCCUCCUUUAGCGAUCCCUUCUUCCUCUCGUUUAUUUCCUUCGACGCUCUCGUCUCGUCCGCCGCCUACCGCUGCUGCCUGAUUCUGCCGCCUGAUUCUGCCGCCCGUGCUGCCCUGCACCGCCUCUCUCCGCCCGCCUCCUUCGCCUGCGUCGUCGUCACCUGA
Molecule: messenger RNA, 561 nt
Organism: Drechmeria coniospora
Lineage: Eukaryota; Fungi; Ascomycota; Sordariomycetes; Hypocreales; Ophiocordycipitaceae
Exons: 1
Coding region: 1-561 (186 amino acids)
Source: RefSeq, a predicted model, not a curated record